Molecule: messenger RNA, 480 nt
Organism: Mizuhopecten yessoensis (Yesso scallop)
Lineage: Eukaryota; Metazoa; Mollusca; Bivalvia; Pectinida; Pectinidae
Product: keratin-associated protein 6-2-like
Exons: 1
Coding region: 1-480 (159 amino acids)
Source: RefSeq, a predicted model, not a curated record
AUGGAGGAGAGGGAUAUGAUAUGUCCAGUGGUGAAAUGGGAAUGUAUGGCGGCCAUGGAGGUUACGGCGGAUAUGGGGGGUAUGGAAAGAGGUACGGAGGCGGAUAUGGCGGAUAUGGAAAAAAAGUACGGAGGCGUUUGUGGCGGAUAUGGAAAAGGAUACGGUGGCGGAUAUGGAAAAGGAUACGGUGGCGGAUAUGGAAAAGGAUACGGUGGCGGAUAUGGAAAAGGAUACGGUGGCGGAUAUGGAAAAGGAUACGGUGGCGGAUAUGGAAAAGGAUACGGUGGCGGAUAUGGAAAAGGAUACGGUGGCGGAUAUGGAAAAGGAUACGGUGGCGGAUAUGGAAAAGGAUACGGAGGAAACACAGCACUGUACAUCCCCUAUGGUGUUCCUGUUGGUGCCCCUCCUGGUGCCGCUGCGGCAGCCAAUAACUAUACGAUGGUGGCGAUGAUACUCUCCUCCGUAAGUGUAACACAGUAA